AUGGCGCCCUCCGUCCUCUGUCCAGGCACCCACGGGAGGCCCAGCUCUGCUGCCCCGGAGCCUGAGUGUCUCCGCGAGGCCAGCCUCCAGGCCGAGGCUGGCGCCAGGGGGGCGUUGGGUCGGUCAGCGAGUGCGGUGCGAGCGAGUGACCGGUGUGAGGCCGGGGGACGGGACGCUCACGCCGGUCCUGUGUUCCAGAUCGCGUCCAAGUACGACCCGCAGGCGGAGGAGGACCUGCGCGGCUGGAUCGAGGAGGUGACCGGCAUGAGCAUCGGCACCAGCUUCCAGCUGGGCCUGAAGGACGGCAUCAUCCAGGGUCGCUCUCGCUGCCGGUGCCACGUGACCCUCUCCUUCCAGCUGGAGAACAUCGGCAACUUCAUCAAAGCCAUCCAGGCGUACGGCAUGAAGCCCCACGACAUCUUCGAGGCCAACGACCUGUUCGAGAACGGGAACAUGACCCAGGUGCAGACAACGCUGGUGGCGCUGGCCGGCCUGGCUAAAACCAAAGGCUUCCACACCACCAUCGACAUCGGCGUGAAGUACGCCGAGAAGCAGACGCGGCGCUUCGACGAAGGGAAGCUGAAGGCUGGCCAGAGCGUCAUUGGUCUGCAGAUGGGGACCAACAAGUGCGCCAGCCAGGCGGGGAUGACCGCCUACGGGACCAGGAGGCACCUGUACGACCCCAAAAUGCAAACGGACAAGCCCUUUGACCAGACCACCAUCAGCCUGCAGAUGGGGACCAACAAAGGGGCCAGCCAGGCGGGGAUGCUGGCGCCAGGCACCCGGAGAGACAUCUAUGACCAGAAGCUCACGCUGCAGCCCGUGGACAGCUCGACCAUCUCCCUGCAGAUGGGCACCAACAAGGUCGCCUCGCAGAAGGGCAUGAGCGUGUACGGGCUCGGGCGGCAGGUCUACGACCCCAAGUACUGCGCCGCCCCCACCGAGCCCGUCAUCCGCAACGGCAGCCAGGGCACGGGCACCAACGGCUCGGAGGUCAGCGACAGCGACUCCCAGGCCGAGUACCCCGACGAGGGUCUGCCCCUUCCCGAGGAGCAGGGCGUCCCAGCCCAGGCAGGGCUCCCAGAGCAGGACACCAAUUCUGGGAAGAGGAGGCCCACCCCUGGCUGGGCCCCACUCUCAGGCCCACCUUUCCGUCGAGGUGCCGGCUGCUGCCCGGAGCGCGAGUGUGACUGCACCCCUGAGCGGGGGCGUAAACGUGGUCCUAGAGGGUCUCGACCCAGCGAGUGUGAGAGGCUGGGAGGGCCCGGCCGCAAGGACCACGUGUGA
Messenger RNA from Myotis davidii, 1287 nucleotides. RefSeq names its product calponin 3 (gene CNN3). The transcript is spliced from 8 exons. NCBI's taxonomy places the organism in Eukaryota, Metazoa, Chordata, Mammalia, Chiroptera, Vespertilionidae. Gene Ontology annotation, molecular function: actin binding. Gene Ontology annotation, biological process: actomyosin structure organization. The record is from RefSeq and is a predicted model, not a curated record. The coding region runs from base 1 to 1287 and encodes 428 amino acids.